AUGGCAGACGAGACGAAAGGUGCCAGCGCCAUCAAGCUGGACACCGCCGACCUCACGCCACUCAAACCACAAGAGGAAGAGCAGACGAGCUCCCGGUCACCAAGGACACAUGUGCCCACAGACUCCAUGGUCACAGUGCCACUAUCAGAGACGGACGGAGGGAGCAAUGAAGACGAGCAAGGAGUGAGGGAGUCAAUGAUGCAGCCCGAGAUCGUGGUAGGGGACCAGCUCAGGACCUCCUGCCGAACCAAUUCGAGCGAGAUACGGAGGGCCUUUGGAAGAAGGCGCAGCGAUACGAGUAUCGAGGCUGGUACCGUCGAUAGCCCGACCGUCUCUGCUGAAGACACCAAUGUCCCCCUAUCACCCACGUUGGAGCCGAGGGGUCGGAGCAACAGCGAUGGCUCUGGCUCGGGGAACAGCGAGCAGGUGGACUGGGCAGAACUGGAAAAGAAGGAAGAGCAGGAGCCUGCUAGUGAGGAGGAGGCUAUGGCACUACUGCUUGCACGCCUCGAGCAGGAGAAUGAUGCCAUCAUGUCCAACUCCAAAGCCGGCAUGAAAAUCAGUCGCGCCCGCAGCCAGUCCCGCCCACCGUCCUUCAAUCAGCUCAAGCGACUGGUACAAGAUGAAGCCUCGGCCUCACAAGUACGCUUCUCCCAGCUCCCCUCGCCCCCACCCAUGACUGAACUCGAGUUCUGGGCUGUCUUGGUUCGCGACUAUCCUCAGACUGUCCAGCGGCUGCCAACGCUCUGCAUAAACAAGAUUCGAGGAGGGAUACCAGCGCCUCUGCGAGGAGUCGUGUGGCAAAGCGCAUCCGGCGCGAGGGAUAAGCUCAUCGAGGAUCAGUAUGAUGCGCUGUGUGGCGAGUCGAGUCCCUAUGAAAAUCUCAUCAACAAGGACCUUGGGCGAAGCUUUCCAGGCGUGGAGAUGUUCAAGGAUCCCGAGGGUGAGGGGCAAAAGAUGCUGGGCCGCGUGCUAAAGUGCUUCAGUCUGUACGAUCAUAAGAUUGGGUACUGCCAGGGCUUGGGUUUCCUCGUGGGCCCCCUGUUGAUGCAGAUGGGUGACAAGGAAGCCUUCUGCGUUCUCGUUAGACUCAUGGAAGACUACGAUCUCCGUUCCUGCUUCCUGCCUGACCUCUCUGGUCUCCAUCUCCGCAUCUUCCAAUUCCAAAAACUCCUCGAGCAACACAUGCCACAAUUGGCUCGUCACCUCGACGACCUCGGCAUCGAGUCUGCAUACCUAUCCCAAUGGUUCCUCUCCUUCUUCGCCGUCACAUGUCCACUACCCAUGCUUUUCCGCAUCUACGACGUACUCUUCGCCGAAGGUGCCUCGGAAACCAUAAUGCGUGUCGCACUCGCUCUCAUGAAGCGGAACGAAGCGAAGCUCAUCUCUCUCACCGAGAUGGAAGAUGUAAUGCAACUGUUGCUGGGCCGACAGAUGUGGGACCCUUACGGCCGGAAUGCGGGAUCUGCUGAUGAACUGGUGCACGACUUUGUCAGCUUCACCAAUGAUGUCACGCGCGAACGACUUCAGGGACUCGAGCAGCAGUACAAGGAGGCACAGGAAAAGGAAUCGACGAAGCAAGAAGUACAGAAGAGCGCUACCUCGUUCCUCGGCCGGUUAUGGGGCCCCACGAGCUCGUCGACAAAAUCGAUGAGCUUAAGCCCUGGGUUAUCGGCGCCUUCACGGCCUGUCAGCUUCCUUCGACGAUCAGCAAGCAAACAAAGUCUGGCUUCGACGCUCAACUCUACAGCGGAGUCGGAUGCCUCGACUGGUACCCAAAGUACAGCCAUGACGGACCCGUCAAGAGGAUCAAGUGCAGACGCCAUGUCGCUCAAGUCCGGCCACGGAUCUGUUGCCAUGGGCCACUCGGCACGCGAUCGUGAUCUACAUUAUCAAAUCGAACAACUCUUAAUGUCGGUGAGCCAACUCCAACGCCAAAACAGUGAACUCGAAGCCGCGCUCCAGAAACAGCGCGAAGACCGACACGAAGACCACCACAUGGUGCGCUCCGUCAUUGACAAGAUGCGCAACAAAUCUUCGUCUCUCGCCCCUUUGGCUUCACGCCAAUCCCGCCGCCGCACCACAAUCACCUCUGCCUCUUCCACCCCUACAGAAAUCUCGGAUUCUCCAACUUCCCUCUCGGAAGAAACGCUUGAACUUGUCGAUACGCUUGAGUCCCGUUUCCCGGUAGAGCAAUAUGCAGACCACCGCACAUCGAGCAUGUUCGAAACGAAACAGAUGCUCCGCGAAAACCUGGCGCGUGCAAAGGAGCAGCUGAGCAGUGAGACCAUGCGUGCCACGGCCCUCGCUCGCGACCUCAACGAACGCGAUGCCGAGUUACAGAGUGCACGAGACGCACUCAAGGAAACGAGACAGCGACUAGCAGAGAGUUACAACGCGAACCAACGACAAGAAAAGACGAUACAGGAACUCCGUCGUGAUGCACGAAAAAUGAGCGCAGCGGCCAGUUGGACAGCUGGCGACUCCUCGCCCGACACACCACCGAGUCUAUCGCGCAGUACAACCAGCGACAGCAUAUCUGGCAACGGCCUCCGCGAAUUCCGCCUCGGACGCACACCCUCGCAGAAGUCCAUCCCGCCACCCCGCGAACGAGAGCAGCGAGAGCAAAGACAUUCGUCGACCUCAACCUCCAUCUUCGGCAAGAGAAGCAGCAGUCUUGCCACCCAGACCAUCCUCGCAACUGAGAACCAUGCACCCGCCGACAAUGAAUCGCUGCUCAUGGAGUUGGUGAAUGCCAAGACGGCGGAAGCGGUGGCGAGACAAGAACUCGAGGAGUUGAAGGCUAGAUUCGAGGGGAUGAAGAGAGUGAUGAGUGGCGGCAGUCCUGUGGCGACGCCCGGUGUUACACCGAGUGCUACGCCUGCAGCUAUGCCAAAGGAGGGUACACAGCAAGGAUGGGGAUGGGGCGGUUGGAAGAGAACGGUUAGCAGUGGUAAUAUUCUGGGGUAG
Plenodomus lingam JN3 is the source of this 2970-nucleotide messenger RNA. RefSeq lists its product as uncharacterized. Lineage: Eukaryota; Fungi; Ascomycota; Dothideomycetes; Pleosporales; Leptosphaeriaceae. The record is from RefSeq and is a predicted model, not a curated record.